Manis javanica (Malayan pangolin) is the source of this 5610-nucleotide messenger RNA. RefSeq names its product pleckstrin homology domain containing A8 (gene PLEKHA8). Gene Ontology annotation, cellular component: cytoplasm; recycling endosome; trans-Golgi network. Lineage: Eukaryota; Metazoa; Chordata; Mammalia; Pholidota; Manidae. The record is from RefSeq and is a predicted model, not a curated record. Gene Ontology annotation, biological process: endosome organization; intermembrane lipid transfer; retrograde transport, endosome to Golgi. Gene Ontology annotation, molecular function: ceramide 1-phosphate binding; ceramide 1-phosphate transfer activity.
CCUGGGGCUGUGAGGGGGCCGGGGGGCGAGGGGAAGUGGCCCCGGCUCGGCGCAGGCGCAGGGGCCGCGGGCGCCAUGGAGGGGGUGCUGUAUAAGUGGACCAACUAUCUGAGCGGUUGGCAGCCUCGAUGGUUCCUUCUCUGUGGGGGAAUAUUAUCCUAUUAUGAUUCUCCUGAAGAUGCCUGGAAAGGUUGCAAGGGGAGCAUCCAAAUGGCAGUCUGUGAAAUUCAAGUUCAUUCUGUAGAUAAUACACGCAUGGACCUGAUAAUCCCUGGGGAGCAAUAUUUCUACCUGAAAGCCAGAAGUGUGGCUGAGAGACAGCGGUGGCUGGUAGCACUGGGGUCAGCCAAGGCUUGCCUGACAGACAGUAGGACCCAGAAGGAAAAAGAGUUUGCUGAAAACACUGAAAACUUGAAAACGAAAAUGUCGGAACUAAGACUUUACUGUGACCUCCUCGUUCAGCAAGUAGAUAAAACAAAGGAAGUGACCACAGCUGGUGUGUCCAAUUCAGAGGAGGGAAUUGAUGUGGGAACUCUGCUGAAGUCAACCUGCAAUACUUUUCUGAAGACUUUGGAAGAGUGCAUGCAGAUUGCAAAUGCAGCCUUCACCUCUGAGCUGCUCUAUCGCACCCCCCCAGGAUCACCGCAGCUGGCCAUGCUGAAGUCCAACAAGAUGAAACAUCCUAUUGUGCCAAUUCAUAAUUCAUUGGAAAGGCAAAUGGAAUUAAACAAUUGUGAAAAUGGAUCUUUAAAUAUGGAAGUAAAUAAUGAUGAAGAAAUCCUUAUGAAAAACAAGAGCCCCUUGUAUUUGAAACCUGCAGAACUGAAUUGCAGCAUAUUGAGUGAAGAAAAUACUGAUAAUAAUAAUGUAACAGUCCAAGGUGAAAUAAUGAGGAAAGAUGGAGAAGAAAACCUGGGAAAUCAUGACAACUUGACAGAAUCAAACUCCUCACAUAGCUCUUCAGAAUCCCAUUGGGAAGAAAGCCAAGAAGUUAUCCCAACUUUCUUUAGUACCAUGAAUACCAGCUUUAGUGACAUUGAACUUCUGGAAGACAGUGGCAUUCCAACAGAAGCAUUCUUGGCAUCAUGUUAUGCUGUGGUUCCAGUAUUAGACAAACUUGGCCCUACGGUGUUUGCUCCAGUUAAAAUGGAUCUUGUUGGAAAUAUUAAGAAAGUAAAUCAGAAGUACAUAACCAACAAGGAAGAGUUUACCACCCUCCAGAAGAUAGUGCUACAUGAAGUGGAGGCCAAUGUAGCCCAGGUCAGGAACUCAGCUACAGAAGCCCUCUUGUGGCUGAAGAGAGGUCUCAAAUUUUUGAAGGGAUUUUUGACAGAAGUGAAAAAUGGAGAAAAGGAUAUCCAGACAGCCCUGAAUAAUGCGUAUGGUAAAACAUUACGGCAACACCACGGCUGGGUAGUUCGAGGGGUUUUUGCGUUAGCUCUGAGGGCAGCUCCAUCCUAUGAAGAUUUUGUGGCCGCAUUAACCAUAAAGGAAGGCGACCACCAGAAAGCAGCUUUCAGUGUUGGGAUGCAGAGGGACCUCAGCCUUUACCUCCCUGCCAUGGAAAAGCAGCUGGCAAUACUGGACACUUUAUACGAGGUCCACGGUCUGGAGUCUGAUGAGGUGGUAUGACAUCUGCAGGAAAGCACCACCUCCUAACUUCAGGGAAUAAAAUUUGCUGAAGUGUUUUGUUGCCCUGCUUAAUUUCCAGCAGCAGCUGCAACUCCUUACUCUCUCCAGCUCCUUCCUUGAUAGGGGUUGGAGAGGAGGAGGCAAAGCCUAGUGCUUUUAUAUAUAAUUUUUUUUAAUGCGUUGUGUUUUGUGUGUAUAAAAAUCAAGGUGCUAUAUAUUUCAGUUCAGAGGGCCUCUGGGAACCAAAUCAUAGCCGUUACACAGACUUGAACAUCAAGAUUUGACAAAUGAAUUUGUUGGUAUUUGUUUCAUUUGUUUUUAGCUUGUCAUUUUAAUGGGCCACCCAAACCCAAUCUGAAAAUGAACAAAUUCUGUAUCAAGGACAAUGACUAAUAGCCAGUCUUUCAACAACCUAGAAUUAGAUUAAAAUUUUGUUGAGAGCUAAGCCCCUUGUUGAAGCUAUUGAAAUGUAGUUUGCUAUUCCUACGUGUUCUUCAGAUAAUCCUCCUCUCUGUCACUCUGUCGGUGAGAAGAGCCUGUGUAGUCAGGGUGUUCAGGGCACUGGUGUGACCAUGUCUGUGUGAGAACAGAGGACAUAAACAAGGAACACCUUCCCUUUUUAUGGGUGAGAUGUCCUAACCCCAAGCUGGAGGAUGGUAUGGGAGGAGUGGGACAGGUCUUCCAGGAUGACCCCUGUGUGGUGCCCACCCUUUGCCAGCAUGCUUUCCCAUGUAUUAUCUCAGUUGGACUCUCAAGUGAAACUGUGAUAUACAGGGAUUAUUACCCAGUCUGAAAAGUAAGGUUUAGAGGUUGAGGGAUUUACUCCUAGUCACACAGCCUCUGCAUAGAGGAACCAGGUGAUUCUCAGUGUGAUCUGGAACUCCUCUGCAUCAAAAUCACAUGGAGUGCGUGUUCAAAAAGCAAAUUCCCAGGCCUUACCCUAGAAGGACCAGAAGCCUUCCCUGAAGGACCAGAAUAGUGGGGGUAGGACUUAGGAAUGUGCAUUUGAAUAAACUUUCCAAAUGAUUCUAGUGCACACAGGGUUGAAGAACCAUGAGAUUAAAUUGUAGUUUACAGUAUUCCAGUCUUCUGCAUAAACUAAAUGAUGUGUACUUUUUUCUAAAGAAGAAGAGCUAUUGUUGAAAUAAAAUAGUUAGAGAGUGAGAAGUAGAGCAAGUUUACUCAGCAGCUUUCUUAAUUGAACCAACACUGGCACCCCUCCAGCAGGCCUUCAGGUUGCAUUAGGGGAUGUGCUCUCUGGUCAGUCUUGGUUUAAUCAUCAAUAGUGCAGAGCAAGCUAAAUGCUGCUGUUUAUCAAUGUCAAAAGCUUUGGGACAUGUCAAAGUUUAAAGGUGAGAUUUAAGUCUUUCUUAAAACAACUUUGUGUAGGCCUUCUCCUGAAAAGGCCUUCUCCUGACAUCAGGACUGCGGCCCUAGUCUCUCAGUAGGGCAGGCUGCCCUAGAGCAGGCCUGGGAGAGAAGUCAUGGGGGCCUUCCCAUUAGAAGCUCCUUGCUUAUAGUAGCUAGAAGGGAAGUUCCAGCAGAGGUAGUCCCCCAGAGUAGCAGGGGAGUUCCUUUGAGGGGCACAGGUAAUGCUCCCUAGCAGCCCCAGAUGAUGCUGUUCUGGGGCAAAGAGAACCCCCUCCUUACACAGAGAGGUUAAUGUAGGGAGGGGUAUUGAUUUUGCCUUCACCGGCUUCAAGCAAAUGGGCAUUUUAUAUGGCUCACAUUAACGAAGCAGGUACUCUGCUCACAUAAGGACUUCUGGAAAAUGCUUCAGCUUAGAAAAGCAACAUCAGGUAUUUUGAGACAAGGGGGGAAAACAUCAAUAAAAUGAUGCUGGUUCUUUUGUAUUUGAGCACUUGCCUUUGGCGGCUGCCCAGGCAUGUGUGUUGUUUCCCCUGCUCCCUUGAGUAGUUAGUAUAGAUCUCCUUCUCUGGCUGUUGUGGCCAUGAUGGUGGGACUAGGAGGUAAUUCAGACUUCCUGCCGUUGGGAUAGUUUCCUAAAAGGGAAAAAGGAAAGGGCAGCCAGUCUUUGCUCGUACCCUGAAUGAAGACAACUCACACAUUGUGCUGUUGGGAAGGGAUGCUGUGGACAUUGUGAAGCAUGACUGGUCUAAGCAAAUGCUAGUGCUUUCUGUCAUCUCAGGUGAGCUCAGGUGGUCUCUGGAGACUGGGUGCGCACUCUGGGAAGACCUCAGAUUUGCCACUGAGGUUCUGAAUACACAAAAAGAAAGCUGUUCAGCAUGGUCAUUUCCCAUUUAUAUAGGUACUGCCUUAGUGUACCUCAAUUUUCAUGGGAAGAGGAGUUUAAUAUUUUCUGGGAUCAUUGGGUCCCAGAUCAGAAUAGCUUGAAUAAGUUACAGUUUCUGCUCACUAUUUUUCCAACCCUACAGAAAGGGGAUAAUACUUUUCAUAGGUAUUUUCCUCAUGGGAGCAUAGUAAGUUUGCCUAAGAUGCAUAAAGCUAUGAGUGUCCUUAAAUAAAAAUAACUAGAAAUUUAACCUAAUAAUGGACAAUAAAUUCAACUUGAUAUGAAGUUUGGCACAGUCAGAGCUUCUUCCUGGAUCUACAGUAUUUGCAUAUCUAUUUUCAUUAAAGUCGUAAUUUGUGCUAAUUUGCAGUUACUAUCUAAGAAGGAGACAAAGAGAAACAAAUAGUUAAGGCCUUCUGUCCAUAAUCUGCCAAGAUUUCUGGGACAUCUAAGCUUUCUUUGACCCUGGCAGGUAGAGGUGAUGAGAAAAUGCUAGACAGAGUAAUCACAUGGCUCUCAUUGCUCCAAACAUUCUUAGGAUUCCUUUUGUAGAGUAACCUUUAAUGAGAUCCUGAAGAGAAAGCUACUGUAUCUUCUAGGUAUUAGUAGAAGCUACUAAGAAACAUUUGGAUGACCCCUUACAGGGGCUUCCAUAAUUUCAUCACAUCUACACUUUCCCCCAUAGGAGAAGCCAAGCUUUUAUACGUAGGAGAGAUAAAUGUGUAUUUGUCGAACUGAACAAAGUCCUUUUGAUGACAGCAAUUUUUUUGUCCUUUGAAAGCAAAUUUGAUUCAUUAUAGCUAAUCCUGGUGACAAUGUUAAAUUGGAGGGAUAUCUUUUGGGAACAAAUCCAACUUGUGACUAUGAAUUGAAGAUGAUUUUCUCAUCCAGCUCUUGAUCCAGCUCUGCAAGGAAUUCUAGAAGUGGGGCAUCUUGGUCCCCAGGGAGUUUACUUUGAAAGGUGGUGUUUGUUAGGGUGUAUAAGGAGUGGCUUGAGGCACCUUAUCAUUAUUACUUGUGUGUCAUUCUGAGCUGAAAGUUUCCCCAAAUCUCAUAUUCUGUAAUGAGGGAUUGCUGAAUUCCACAGUUCAGCCUUGUUGUUUCUCUCUCUUCCUUGUUACUAAAGAUUGACAGCAGUGCAACCAGCAAAUAAGCCCCCACCCCACCCCACCUUUUAGCUAUUCUGCCCCAUUCUUCAGCAGCCCUGCUGUCCCUCCCAGACUGCAGGAGCUUCUCAAAGAACCCAUGCUCCUAUUGGUAGCUGUAAAGUAGGUGGUUGCCAUGAUGGGUGGCAUCAAAUAAAGGUGAUCUGUUAGUAGAUGAGCAUUAUUAGAAAAGUUGGCAGUCUUCUCUUUUUAAUUAAUUAUAUAUAUACACAGAUCGAAAAUGUUAAUGCUUUAACUUUAUAUUUUCUAGAAAAUUAAAAAUAUGUGAUAGGGAGCAAUAAAUAAAGUACACUUGUUUUUUUUUUGAAGUAAAAGAGCUGAAGUAAGAGGUAUCUUAUUAAGGAAAUUUAAUCUGUAAAAAUCAUAUAUAUGAAGAAACAUCAUUUAAGAUAAUAAAGUCAGGGUCAUGAGAAAUAUACAGUGACAUUAGGCAUUUUGGAAACUUUCUGAAGGAAAAUAAUUUUCAUGUUUUUUUCCCACUGAACUACCACAUCCUAAAAGAAGCUGGUUACAUAAUGGUGUAUUUCUGAAUCACUGAUUAAAAAUAUUUGCCUCUGA